Messenger RNA from Patiria miniata (bat star), 2713 nucleotides. RefSeq lists its product as uncharacterized. The record is from RefSeq and is a predicted model, not a curated record. The transcript has 16 exons. NCBI's taxonomy places the organism in Eukaryota, Metazoa, Echinodermata, Asteroidea, Valvatida, Asterinidae. The coding region runs from base 159 to 2204 and encodes 681 amino acids. Gene Ontology annotation, cellular component: extracellular region.
GCACUGAACGUUGAAAUCGUUGGCUGGAGUAGUUAGAGACCAACCGAGUAUCGAGUCAAACAGUCAAUAACAGUUCUCAGCUGACAUCGCGUGGGUAAACGUUACCAUCAAAGAGCCUCCUUUUUUCUGAUGUAAUUAAUGGACUUUUCGAAACAACAAUGAUUUCGAUAACCACUGUUGUGUUUGUGGUGGUCUUAUUAUCUGGCUCAGUCCUAGUAGCAGACGCUGCCGGUACGAAAUUUUUGACAUCGAACAAGUCUUUUUUCAACUUGGACCGCGAGGCCGAGUCGUCCCCAGGGGCAGCAGCGGGCCAGCAGCGGGCCAGGAGGCAGGCCACUUCAGCGGACCUCUCGGCGGACGAGAUUGCUGCGUACCUGGACAAGCACAACGAGCUCCGGGGCCAGACCGUGCCACAAGCCGCCAACAUGAAAUACAUGACUUGGGAUGACGACCUGGCCACCAUGGCCCAGCAGUGGUCGGAUAUGUGUAUCUGGGAUCACGGUCAGCCAGACAACAUUAGCCCGUUCAGCAGCCUGGGCCAGAACCUGUACAUCACCAGUGGCGGCACGUCUACCAAACGGAUCGACGGGGCCGGUCCCGUACAGUCCUGGUAUAACGAAGACCAGUACUACACGUACGAUUCCAACUCGUGCCAAACCAACAAGGUUUGCGGGCACUAUACACAGGUUGUGUGGGCAAGCAGCUACGCAGUGGGUUGUGCGCAAGCGUACUGCCCUACGGCCACCGGAAUCUCCUGGUCAAACACCAUAAUUGUCACCUGCAACUAUGGACCUGCUGGGAAUUACCCCACCCAGCCCUUCAUAUCUGGCACGCCAUGCACACAGUGUGACUCGGGUAUAGGACAGUGCUACGGAAACCAAUGCCGUCUGUGCUCAACACACAGCGAAGCAUGUGUUUGUGCACAGGUUUGUGAUAACUGUGGGACCCUGGACAGCAGUGCGUGUACCUGCACCUGCCCGAACGGCUUCUACGGCGCCGAUUGCAGCGUGGUUUGCGAGAACACCCAUCAAUACUGUGGCGCCAAUCCCGGUUGGCCUACAUCUUGGUGUGAUGACGACCAUAGCUAUGUGUUGACCAACUGCCCUGCGUUAUGUAGUCUGUGCGUCUCAAUUCAAGAUCCAGGCUAUACGUGCGAUCCUGCCACGGAUGCACCUGCGACUGUUGCAGCCACUGUUGCAGCCACUGUUGCAGCCACUGUUGCUGCCACUGUUGCUGCCACAGACGCACCUGCAACAGACGCACCGGCAACCAACGCAGCAACCAACCCGCCCACCGCUCCGGCAAUCGCCACGACGGUUGGAGUCGCCACUACACCGUGCCAAGUUUCUUGCGAUAACGGCGGGACUUCAGAUUCCUCUACGUGCGAAUGCAUGUGCACAUCCGAGUACCAAGGCGACACGUGCCAACAUGAACGUGAGCAGGCGCGAUUCGGCGUGAUCGUCAUACUGUUGGCUGAUAUUGCAUAUUGGGACUACAUCAAACCUUACCUGAUUGAUUUCGUCGCUUAUAUCUUGACGUCCUUCUGCAAUGACAGAUUUCAGCUGUGCUGUCCUGGUAGUGGCAACAAAAACACGACGGCAAGGCUCUCUUUCGUGAACGAGUCCCACAUUGUGACAGCCAGCGGCUACCCCGAGCCCUACCCGGACGUUACCGGCGCGUUUGUUGUCAUGUUCCUGGUCACUCCGCCGGCUACCACGGAGCUGUGCUAUCAGGGUGGCACGGUCGUGCCUUCGUCUCGCCGGCGGCGGGCCGUGCAGAGCGCCGCGGCGGAGGACUGGACGUGGCCGCUCAGGAUCCACAAGAGAGCCGUUGGCGACGGUCCCUACCUGGACCAGGAUGUUCUGCUUGAAGCUCUGGAGGAGAACAUGGAGAACCUGACCAUGGCUCUCUCCGGCCUGAACGUCAGCGUGUCCGUGCAAGGUAUCGCAGCUGGGCAGGAGGAGCCUGUCGUCACCCAGGCCCCGUCCACCUCGGCCUCCCCGGUGCCCACCGGUCUGCCCGUCGCUGUCAUUGUCGCCAUCGUCGUGGUCGUCGUUCUCGUCGUGGUCAUUGUCGUCGUUGCCAUUGUUAUAUUCCUCAAGUUUUCCAAGUCGGCAAAGGUUGAUGCAAUGAACAACGAAAAACCAGAAAACGCAGGAGGCCGUGAAAACUACGGAAUGACAGAAACAGAUCCAAAUGCCUAGCUGUCUGGCGUCCCGACGUCGUACGGUGAAGAGGAACGGCAGACAGCCUUAUGCCAAUAAUUACUAAGGUUUUUGAAAUAUCGCUCCAUCCGGCUUCAUCUCUUGAUUUCGAAUAAAAAAUGAAAUGUAAAUACUCUGAACUUUGAUCUUAAUGUGUACAUAAAUUUAGCAGAAUAUUUGCCAAUAGUGAGCCAGAAAUCUAUGAAACCUGCAGCUGGGGAAGAGGCCGAGGCUUCAAAAACCCCUCAAUUAAACUGAUGUUCUCUAUGCAAAAAGACCACCAUAACAGAUCGCGUUUGUCCGACUGAUGAAGUAGGCUUUUCUACCGUACAUGUAUCAACUCAAAAUGGGAAUUACAAAUGUGUGUGUCGUACAUUUAUAUAAAUAACCAUAUAUCCCUAGGCCUUUUUGUAAGGAUGUAGCCUCAAUCCUGCAAAAUCCUCCAAUCGGCCUCAUGGAAAAAUAGCAUAUAGCCUCAAUCCUGCAAAUUCCUCCAUUAUUUCUUGAAU